CAAGAGCACUAACUACAGACACUAUACUCAUACGCCGCUGGUUGCCAAACGUUAAAUAACUAACAACUACCCGACCAAGUGGUGUGUUACAACCGUUGAACUAGUUUAUCCGCUGGAAUGAUCUUAAAAGGCCUUUGACCACCUAUCCGACCGACAGACCGUCGUUGAGUCAAACGUUAUAGCACCAGUCAGUCGUGAUCGUGCCGUGCAGCAACUGGAACGUGAUUUUGGAAAGUCCAGUAAGCGAACCUAACCAGUGUGACGUGACAUUCAUCAGUGAUCGAACGUGUGAAGGAAUAUUCAAAAGAAUUCAAAUCCACCGCAGACUGGCGACGAUUUGUUUUGCUAAGAAAGUGAUAAAUCAUUCAACGCGUUGAAUCCUGUCCGUUGACGCAAUGAAUAAGCUUAUCAAUUCUGCCACGCCAUCACUGUUCCGUUCGGUAAGCAGCAUUAAGAAGAUGCCUUGCCCAUUCCUGACCCGUCUGAGCACCAGCUAUGUGCGCAACUACGGCCCGGCCCUGCUGAAAGCCUACGGCUCCCAGUGUCCGGUGGUUGCUCGCACGAUUUCAACGUUGCAACAAAAUCCGCCCGCCACCGGUGAGGUUGCUGUUUCCACCGUAGCCAGGAAGGAACCGAUGACGGCUGCCAAGCAGGAGGUUAAGACGCAACAGCGCAACCUGAGCUCGCUGCAACAACCGAAGGCCAAGGAGGAGGACAAGAAGUGCCCAUUCCUAAACUCGGCUGCCCCACAGCUCAAGGAGCUCGGCGAGGAGAGCGUGGAUGUUCCCGAUAAUCGACCUUUCCCGUACGAAGAGUUCUUCCAUGAGCAAAUCAUGCGCAAGAAGAAGGAUCACUCCUACCGCGUGUUCAAGAAGGUAAACCGCUUAGCCGAGGAAGGUAAGUUCCCGCAAGCCUUAGAAUAUUCAUGGGGAGAAAGACCGAUUACCGUAUGGUGCUCGAAUGACUAUCUCGGAAUGUCCUGUCAUCCCGAUGUAAAGAAGGCGGUUGCCAAUGCUCUGGAAACCUACGGAGCCGGUGCUGGUGGUACCAGAAACAUCUCAGGUAACUCGUUGAACCACGAGAAUCUUGAGAAACGUCUGGCCGAACUGCACGAGAAGGAAGGGGCUUUGUUGUUCACCUCGUGCUUCGUAGCUAACGAUUCUACCCUUUUUACACUGGCUAAAGCACUACCCGGUUGUCAAAUAUUUUCGGAUGCUGGAAACCAUGCUUCGAUGAUUCAAGGAAUUCGGAACAGCGGUGUGCCGAAGCAUAUCUUCCGGCAUAACGAUCCCGUUCAUUUACGAGAAACCUUAUCAAAGGUGGACAAAUCGUUACCUAAAAUUGUUGCAUUUGAAACUGUCCACUCGAUGACGGGGGCCAUAUGUCCGCUGGAGGAACUGUGCGAUGUAGCACAUGAAUACGGGGCUCUGACCUUCGUAGAUGAAGUUCAUGCUGUCGGCUUGUAUGGAGACCACGGAGCUGGAGUUGGAGAAAGAGAGGGUGUACUGCAUAAAAUGGACAUUAUUUCAGGAACUCUUGGAAAGGCGUUCGGUAAUGUGGGAGGCUACAUUGCCGGUACCUCGCGCUUGGUGGACAUGGUACGUUCCUAUGCAGCUGGGUUUAUUUUUACAACCUCGCUCCCUCCUACGGUGCUUUGUGGCGCCCUCGAAGCUGUCAACAUUUUGGCUUCCGAUGAGGGUCGCGAGUUGCGGGCUCGCCACCAGGAGAAUGUACGCUAUCUUCGCACAAGGUUGCAACAGGAAGGAUUUCCUGUAGAACAUACUCCGAGUCACAUAAUUCCCGUUAAGAUUGGAAACCCGGCUCAGUGUACCGAGUUAUCCGAUUCGAUGAUCAAACGUUUCGGACACUACAUUCAGGCUAUAAACUAUCCAACGGUGGCGCGUGGGGAGGAAAAGCUUCGUUUAGCACCCACUCCCCAUCAUACAAAGGAAAUGAUGGACAUUCUGGUUCGCGACAUGAAGGUGGUAUGGAAGGAUUUGGGGUUGCCUUUAAGUGGUCCACCAUGCACUUCAGAGUGCACUUUCUGCCGCAAACCACUGCUGUUCGAUCGUUUCGAGUCGCGCACAAAGGCAAGCUGUGCUGCUGAAAUCAACUGUCAGAUUCCAAACUGCCCGCAAAUCGCUGCUAUGGCCAACUAAGCACGAAACUCUCUUUAGUUAUGGUGCUAGGGCACAUCAGCUACUCUAUCUCUCCAUGUCGUAACAGGAGCUCCAUUGAGAGUUUCCAAACAUGUCGGUGAAUGGUUUACAACUGUCAAAUCAAUGUUCAACAGCUCAGCAGCAUAUCGCAGCCAAAUGUCCACAAUAAAUUAAAAAAUCUCAUAAUUCCGCCGUUUGAUCAGAAGUAACUAAUUUAAAUUAAUUUUUAUUUUACACCCUCCCGGGUUCAAACAAUUCAAUGUGAUAUCAUAAUCAUGUCCUAUUUGUAUCUUUGUUAUUCGUUGUUAAUAUUGUUAAUAAUAACUGAAGCAGAUAAAAAAGCUUCAUUGAAUCAUAAUUCCAAUCGGUAAGGUAUCUACUAUCAAUCAGCGUCUAUAAUAGAUUAGGGAAAAUGGUAGAGCCAAAUUUUUGGGUUCGUCGAUAUGUUGUUGACAAUUCAGUAUAAAAACUUUUCGGAAAAUAUAAAUGUGUUACAUCUUA
This is a messenger RNA of Topomyia yanbarensis, 2660 nucleotides long. It is a transcript of the gene Alas, whose product is annotated as 5-aminolevulinate synthase, non-specific, mitochondrial. The transcript has 3 exons. Lineage: Eukaryota; Metazoa; Arthropoda; Insecta; Diptera; Culicidae. Gene Ontology annotation, molecular function: 5-aminolevulinate synthase activity; pyridoxal phosphate binding. The record is from RefSeq and is a predicted model, not a curated record. Gene Ontology annotation, cellular component: mitochondrion; mitochondrial matrix. The coding region runs from base 396 to 2159 and encodes 587 amino acids. Gene Ontology annotation, biological process: hemoglobin biosynthetic process; erythrocyte development; heme biosynthetic process.